UAAUGUUGCAAUGACAGUUUAUUUGCGUCUUAGUAUAGUUCGUUCUUUGUUUAGAAAUUAGGCACAGUUAGUUUAAGGUUUAAGAUCUCAUAAUGUGUCAUUUUUUUAUGUAAAUAUUUUUAGUAGCAGAAUUUAUUAAGUUAUUGCAAUGGAUUAGUUAGGAGAAUUUGGAUUAUAGGGUAGUUUCAAAAUGUCAGCUGACUCCUUGAGAAAACAAUCAAAACAAGCAUACCAUGGCCAAGUUAUUUUACCUCAAGCAAUUAAUGAUCCAUCAAUAAUUGAAAGUGUUGCGGGGUUCAUACAUGAAGUUGUUCCUCAGGGGUUGUUUAAAUUCCAGGCAUAUUCCAGUGUAUUACCUGGUGAAUCACGUGAAGGAAUUUUAUGGGCAAGGUUUGAUUCCACAGAUUAUAACGACCCUGAGAAUUUUCCUCCACUAAGUGAAUGUGAAAGUGAAUCAACUAUACCACUUCUCCUUGUUUUAGGUUAUUCAAGUGGAGUUCAGGUAUGGAGUGUUGGGGGGAGUGGAGAAGCAACAGAACUUCUUUCUUGGUGCCAAGGGACUGUACGUGCAUUAAGGUUCCUACUGAGACCUCAUAAUCGUGACCCACAUGCUUCAAAAAGGCCAUUGGUAGCAAUUGUUGAUAGCAGUUCUCCUGGUCCUCAGUUCUCAACCGUUUCCUUCAUUUCACUUAAAACAGCUGAAGUGGUAAAAAUAAUUAAGUUCAAUUCGCCAAUAUGCGACGUUCAUUGUAAUCGCAAGAGUGUUGUCGUUACAUUUAACGAAAGGAUUGCUGUUUUUGAUUCAGCAACUUUAGAAGAUCGUCUUACAAUUACAACAUGUUACCUUAGUCCUGGAAAUUCACCUAAUCCUAUUGCCCUAGGAACUAGGUGGCUGGCUUAUGGAGAAAAAAGGUUAACAACUUGGCAAAGGAGUUCUGGUGGAUGUGAAGGAGAUGGGGCACAAUCCUAUACAUCUGCAGUAAUUCAUGCAGCCAAGAGCCUUGGUAAGGGCUUAAGAGAGCUGGGUGGCAGUCUAACUGGCAGCAGUCCUCAAAGUUCUCAAAAUGCUCAUGCCCAACCUGGAAUUGUGUCUAUUAUUGACAUUGAGCGAAAGGGAGGGACAAGUGAAGAAGAGCGUGGCAAUAUGAUCGCUCAUUUUGUUGCCCAUACCAGCGCUGUUGUUGCAAUGGCUUUCGAUCCUUCUGGUUUAAUUUUGAUAACAGCUGAUAAGCAUGGUCAUCGUUUUAAUGUAUUCAGAAUCCAUCCUCAUCCCUGCACAUCACAGCUUGCUGCUGUUCAUCAUCUCUAUAUACUUCAUAGGGGAGAAACUACUGCUCGUGUUCAAGAUAUAGCUGUUUCGUGGGAUUCAAGAUGGGUUGCAAUAUCAUCAGUUAGAGGAACUACCCAUGUGUUCCCAAUCACGCCUUAUGGAGGUCUUGUUACUGUCCGUACUCAUACAACUCCACAUGUUGUAAAUAGACUUUCAAGAUUUGAGAGAAGUGCUGGCUUAAGAGAUGGGAGGGGUUCUCCUCUUCCAUGUGAAGCUCCUCCAACGCCACCACCUCCACGCCUGCCUCCAUAUCCACAUCCUUCAGUUAUAACACCCCUAGCACAGCUUAGGGCUCGACCAGAUGAUUCCCCUCUUGCUGCUACAUUCGGACCACCCAGAGCUUGGCUCCCUGGCCGACCAAAAUCUAAGCGCACCUGUGCAGAUUCGCUAUAUGUCAUCUCUACUUCAGGAGUGCUUCUUCAGUAUGAUAUAGAUCCCAAGUGUGCUCAAGGCGUAGCUAAAGAGAAGAUAAGUUAUGAUACAGCCAUAGAAGUAGGAGUUGAAGCCAAGGCUGAAUGGGUUCUUCCGAAACCUCCUUACACAAGUAGUUUAAGUCCACCACUUCCACCUGGUCAUGUUUUUCUUGAUCUCCCUCCCAGACCUCAACCGCCUCCUGAUAAAUGGCUUUCUCAGGUUGAGAUAGUAACGCAUACUGGGCCACAUAGAAGACUAUGGAUGGGUCCUCAAUUCACCUUUAAGUCCAUUGAUCCUCUCCCAUCAAGUGGGGGUGAAGAGGGUGGGAUGGAUAACACUAAUCCGUUAAGGUCCAAUCCUGUGAAUAUGCCCCAUAGACCUUAUCUGUUAGUGGAAACUAGUUCAGGUGGAAGUGUUGGUUCCCCACAGACCGAUACAGAUGAAGCUGGAGGUAGAUUGAGAGAGGACCUCGCCGAUGCCAUGCUUGAAACGCAACUUGGUUCAGGUCAGGCGAGGGGGAAGCUGAGAAGGGCUGAGGUUGAAUGGCAGGUCAAUCCACUCGGGGCCGUUCAAACCCAUCCGGUCGCUGUUGUCACUCAUUGGCCUCACCCUCUCUUCUAUCAACCUUUUCCAGUCAAGAUUCCUAAGGAGGAGCAUCAGGCUGCUGACACCAUUACCCAGGCUUCUCUUGAUAAGAAACAAUCCGAACCAUCUUCUGAUAUAAUUGUAAACACUGUCGAAUCUGAAAAUGUUGAGUUAUAUUCUUUUGAGGAACUUGAAAAACAGCCACCAUCGAGUGAUAUUGACAAUUUGAAACUUAAUGUUGAUGAUAGUGAAGUGUUCGUACGUGAAUCACUGGUAGAGAAAGUACUAGAUGAGUGUGAGAUUAAAAUAAAUUAUUCAUUCCAACCAAAAGAAAUUGAAAAAUCUAAUGCUAACAAAAUUAUUCCUAGUUCAUCAGUUAAUAAUUCAGAGCCUCUAAUUGAUUUCAGCAAAGAUCAAUCUGAAAUAAGUAGUUCUGACAAGGAAGGUGCUACUUCCACAGGAAAAAGUGCGUUAAUAACUCACGAAACUGAAAUGAAGUUCCCAAAGAUUGUUAGUAGAAAAGGGAGAAAGAAAAGAAAAAAAGAUGUACCAAAGCCAUCAUUGACAGAGGAAAAUGUUUCAUCAACUACACAGAAGAAUGAUAAAAAAGAAGAUGAAUCUUUCUUACCAAAUACAGCAACAAGUGAAAUAUUUGUAAUUGCUGAUGAAGACCAAUCAGUGCAGACUAAAAUUUCGUCUAUAGAACAUAAUACCAAUUCAAGUUGUGAUUUAAAAGGUAGUAGUGAUGUUAAUCUGAUGUCAUCCAGUUCAGAAAUACAGUUGGGACCAUUGCAAGAAGUUCAGAUUAAUUUAAUCAUGGAUGAUCUUCCUUCUUCUGGAAUUAAUCCCAUUGAUAAACCUCAUUCUGAAGAAAUUCAUGAACCAAUUAAUGAAGAACUUUCUGAUACUAAUCUAAUCAUUCAGCCAGACACUUUUUCAGAUAAUUCAAAGAUUAAUAGAAGUCAUGUUGAAGAAAUUUUAAUUCUAGAAGAUGAUUUUAAUGUUCAUGAGGAUACCAACAAGUUUAGCAAUGAUAUACUUGCUGAUGAUUUGGUCUCUACUGAAGAAAAAUGCUCUGAUAGUAAUAUUUGUGACAGUCAUUUAGUUGAUUUAGAUGAUUCUGCUAUUGAACCAGUAGUAACUGAGGGAGAUACUGAGCCUUCUUCUAACGACAAAUGUAUCAAUAUUGAAGAAACUAAAACUCCUCUCUCUCAUGAAACUGAUCAAUCAGUUUUAGAGAGUGAUAUGAAUGGUAAUAGACCCUCAAUAUGCGAUAUAGAUGAGGGAAAAUGUUCUGUAGAAUCACUGAUUUCGCAUGAAAGCCAAGAACAUGAUAAUAGUACAACUAAUGACCAAGUUUGUGAAGGAGAAAGUUCAAAUUUGACUGAGUCACCAUGCAUUCCAGAAGAGGAUGCUUCUGAAAACUUCACUAAAGUACAUUUUAAAAAUGGUCGCAGUAACAAAAAUAAACGCCGAAAAAAAGACAAAAAACUUCAUGAAUCGAAUCAGUUAGCUGAUAUUAGUGAAGUUGAUUCUUGUGACUUGGUUUGUGCAAAAUCAGAAACAGUUAUAAAUGAUAGUCCAGAAAACUUGGGUUCGAAUGUAGAAGCAGAUUCAGCUCCUAUAAGGAAAGAAAUUGAUAAUCCGACUUUAAUUUUGUCUGAUGUAAUUUCAACUUGUGAAGCUGUACAAGAGGAACUGAUGAAUCCUUUAGAAAUGAAUGAAAGUGCUCUUGAAGACUCAAUUAAAUGCUUGUCUUCUACUUGUGAAGCACCACUUAUAUUUUCCGAAGAUGUCCAUUCUGAUCAAAUAGCUUCCACAGAUAAAUCAGAGGUAGAAGAUAUAUCAUCUCAUUCUGGUAAGGAAUCUGAUGACUCAAAAAUAAAUAAGAAGGAAAGGUCGAGAAAGCAAAAAAGGAGUGAAUCAUCUGAUAAAGACCAUUCUGAUAAAAAGAAAUCUCCAUCUCCCGCAACAGCUAGAGCAGAAGUUAAGGAUUCUGAGUCAAGUGAUGAAUCUUGUCAAGUCUCAGAAACUAAAACAGCUAUUCAGAAAGUUCCAAAAAGGAAGAAAGGAAAAAAAAGUGAUGAAACAUCCUCAGAAACUCAGUUGAAAGUAAAAGAAUCAUCAGAAAUUAUUGAUAGCGCUGCAGAGGGGCCUAAAGAUAAAAGUUCUGACAGUUCAAAUGAAUAUAGCUCAGAAAAACCAAUGAGGAAACAAAAUGGCAAUAGAAGUUGGAGUAAUGUCGUUAGCAUUGGAGACCAACGUGGCAACAUAGAAGAUCGUGAUUCUGUCUAUGAAUCAUGUAAUGAUGAUGGAGCAAGUGAUUCCCUUGCAUUUGAAUCAAGCAAGGAAGACUUUGAUGAGAGUGCAUUAAAAACUCCUGCGUUAGAGUUGACAUCAUCAAAUACUGAAGAGAAAACAGAUUCUAGUGAUAAAUUGAACCAAAUAUCAUCAAAAAAGUUACGAAAACAAAAAAAGAAGAAAAGAUGAUGUUGUUGGUCCCAUUACUUUUCACUUGUAAAAUUAAGUGUAACUAUUAGGUGUAUCCCGGCUCUCAUAUGACUAUUUGUUGAGAGUUGUGCUCAAAUUGACAAGCGUCUCAUUUUGGG
Messenger RNA from Nezara viridula (southern green stink bug), 4938 nucleotides. The record is from the annotation of a GenBank genome assembly. NCBI's taxonomy places the organism in Eukaryota, Metazoa, Arthropoda, Insecta, Hemiptera, Pentatomidae.